Messenger RNA from Heterobasidion irregulare TC 32-1, 510 nucleotides. RefSeq lists its product as uncharacterized. NCBI's taxonomy places the organism in Eukaryota, Fungi, Basidiomycota, Agaricomycetes, Russulales, Bondarzewiaceae. The transcript is spliced from 3 exons. Bases 1 to 510 code for a protein of 169 amino acids. The record is from RefSeq and is a predicted model, not a curated record. Gene Ontology annotation, cellular component: mediator complex. Gene Ontology annotation, molecular function: transcription coregulator activity. Gene Ontology annotation, biological process: regulation of transcription by RNA polymerase II.
AUGGCGGACAUUACCCAGACGGAUGUUCCACGUCCCUCCGCACUCCCCACAGCCAACCUCCGCUCUCGUCUGGCCCCGUCACAGCCAUUUGUUGACCAGACCUCCAAUGAAUACCUGGACAACAUCGAGGAGGAAUGGAACAAAAAAGUUGACGUGGAAAUAGAAACGCUCGCCGACGGUAUGGUAGACCUGGUAAACUUGGCCUCAAUCGGAGACAAGGAUAAGUUCAGGAUAGCGCAAGAAGCGUUCCAGGCUCAAUUUCGCGCAGAAUCGAUGGUACGCACAUAUCCAAUCCGAGCGGCGAAUUCACUUCUUUCCAUCAUACACUCCAUGAAGCUGCUCUUAUUGCUUUCUGAUGAAGCCCAAAUUGUCAACCGCAGAGACGCCGAGUUCAAAGUCACACAGCGAGAGAAAGAAGAAGCGAAGAAGCAAGUAGCAGGGCUCCUAAGUGAGCUGCUCCGACCGCCCGCCGCUGCACGCAGUGCAAGAAGCCGUGACGAUACACUCUGA